This is a messenger RNA of Penicillium olsonii, 1047 nucleotides long. NCBI's taxonomy places the organism in Eukaryota, Fungi, Ascomycota, Eurotiomycetes, Eurotiales, Aspergillaceae. The record is from the annotation of a GenBank genome assembly.
AUGUCAUUUCCCUCGCCAUACAGCAUUUACCAAUGGCUGCGAGGUGUCAACCCCGCUACCAUCACAGAUGAUCAAGUUCCAGCCACCAACCUCGUCGGAAAAUGGGUCAUUAUCACUGGAUCCAACAACGGUGUUGGCUUUGAGACUGCCAAGUCCUUCGCGGCAUCGGGUGCAAACAUAAUCCUUGCUUGUCGAGAUCCACCCGCGUGGGAACAGCAUCCUACCGCUGCCGUGCAAGAAAUCAAGGAUCUAGCCGAGGCACAAGGCCACCAGUCGACUAUCGAAUGGUGGAGUAUUGAUAUGGCGGAUCUCCAGAGUGUCGACUCCUUCGCCGAAAGAUGGCUGCAAUCUGACCGCGCUUUGGAUAUUCUCUGUAAUAAUGCUGGUAUUGCGGCAGCUCCUCCUGAACGCCAAUUGACCAAGGAUGGCUUCCAUUUCGUUCAUCAGGUUAACUUCCUCUCACAUGUUCUGCUGACGCUCCGCCUCCUGCCGUCCAUAGCGCGUAGCGUACAGCCACGCAUCGUUUGCACAACAUCCUGCACUCACCACGUCGCUCCACUGGAUCUCGAUCACUUCGACUGUGGUCCAGGUAUGAUUGGAGAUCCUUAUUGGAAUAACAAGCUCUGGCUCCAAAUUUGGGUCAUGGAAAUGCAAUCCCGGUUCCUCAAACUCCCAGAGUACCUCCACAUCACCAUCAACGGGGUUCAUCCUGGCUUUGUUGCUUCUGGAAUCUGGGAAUUCUUGACGGAUGAAAGUUUCAUUGAACGAGCUCUCACGUUCCUUUUGAGAUACUUGGCUAUUGACCCAAAGCAGGGUAGCUAUGCUAUCGUCAAUGCUGCCACUAACCCGGUAUUUGGACCGAACCUGAAAACACAGGGUAUUGGAUCAGAGGAGGGGCGAGGAGGAGGCAAGUAUAUCAAUCGAAUUUGGGAGGCGCUGCCGAAGGCAUGUUGUAAUGACCCCGAGGCAAGGGCAGGAGUGUGGAAAAAGUUGGACGAGGAGCUUCAGCUUGAGCAGAAAGGCCUUUUGGCGAUAUUGGGUCUUUGA